Messenger RNA from Trichoderma virens Gv29-8, 2385 nucleotides. RefSeq lists its product as uncharacterized. The annotation marks the transcript as partial. Lineage: Eukaryota; Fungi; Ascomycota; Sordariomycetes; Hypocreales; Hypocreaceae. The record is from RefSeq and is a predicted model, not a curated record. The transcript has 2 exons.
AACACAGCGUCGACACCGGACUUGGCCUCUGCCUAUUCGCAGUCGAAGCUGCUGCGCAAGACGUCGCUCGCGGCCCUGACUCCGAGCUCUCUGGCCAGCAUCCCCGAUGUCAGCGAGAGCUACGCCAUCGACUCAGUUCUGAACGAAGCGCCCGUAAAUACCAUUCACGAGGAUCCCGAGACGCCGUCCACCAUGGAGCUGUCCGUCGGCGACUCUGUAAAUGUGCCCGGGGGCAUGGUCGGUACUGUUCGCUUUGUCGGCACCGUCCAAGGCAAGAAGGGCACAUUUGUUGGCGUCGAGCUGGAUUCAGAAUUCGCCGCAAGGGGGAAGAAUAACGGCGACGUUGAUGGCGUCUCCUACUUCACCACCAACGCCGCUGGUGCUGGCAUCUUCGUUCCGGUUGCCAAGGCCCUCCGAAGGUCUUCCGGUUCAUCUCCCAUGACACCCACGCCCGGUUCAAGUGGCCUGAAGCUGAGCAUGAGCAAUUCAGUCAGCUUGACGCCUCCGACAUCAGGCCUUUCUAAACUAGGCGCCUCGGUAGGGCCCGGCUCUCGAGUUCAGAGCCCGCAAGGCAAGAAGCCACGGCCUUCCCUCCAGCCUGACUCACCGCAACGGAAAAUGGCCAUGUCGCCGGGUCCACGCCCGUCAAUUUCAGCACCAGCAGUCAGGGCUCCUUCAAGACUCGGCAGUCCAACAGGGAAAUUUUCGCAGAGUGUGCGCGGGACUGCCGGGCACUUGGCUGAUCCCAACAAGAAAGGCCCAGCCAUGGAGCGGCGGCCCAGCUUUGGGCCUCGCAGCACUUCCUCUCUAGGCCCCGAGCCGCUUUUUGACGAAGAGCCGGCACCAAUAGCAAUGCCUACACCGCCAGCGAAGAUCAACACCAGCCUUGGGUCGCUUUCAUUGCGACCACCGUCCAGGGCGACCUCUAUCAACGAUGAGGAGAUUGAGCGGCUACGCACACAGCUAGAAGACCGAGACCGACAGCUUAAGGAGCAAGCCGCAACAUUGGCUGAAAUGGAGAGCAGUCUCACUGAACUUCAAACUCUGAUAGAGAACCCAGAUGGAUUGGGCAUGAGACGGAGCAGCAUAGACGAUAAAGAUGCAUCCCAGCUUCGACAUAUGCUACGAGAAAAGAAUGACAAGAUUGCCAUGCUCACCAUAGAAUUCGAUGCCCAUCGAGCGGAUUUCCGGAGUACUAUUGACACACUCGAAAUGGCCAGCACAGAGACUGAACGGGUGUAUGAGAAGCGCAUAGAGGAACUUAUAGCUGACAUUCGCGAGCUCGAGUCAAGAAACAUGGAUGUCGACUCCGUAGCGACGCAACUAAAGCAACUAGAAGAGCUGGUUCAGGAGCUUGAAGAGGGCCUUGAAGAUGCCCGUCGUGGUGAGGCUGAGGCUCGUGGAGAGGCCGAGUUCUUACGAGGAGAGGUUGAGAGGACCCGGUCGGAGCUUCGACGGGAAAAGGAAAGAGUUAUUCCUCACAAUGCAGCUGCCUUGAGCGGCGACAGUGCUGCACUGGCUAAGAGCUUGGAGCAGAAGGAAGAUGAGAUUCGAGGACUCAAGGCGAUUAUUCAUUCUCUCAGCCGCGACUCAAUCCCUGGCGCCGAGGGUCAUGCUCCUAGGCCACGCCCCGGCUCAUUAAUUGGCGAAAAGGAUGCCAUCGAGAAUAAGAUUGCUCGAGAUAACUUGGAGAGGCAGGUCGCUGAGCUUCAGCAGGUAUUGAAGGAGAAGAAUCAUCGGGAGGAGGAACUGCAGCAUGAAAUUGAAUUUUUGCGGUCAAACAACGUCAACACAAGCCGUGAGUCGGCUCCUAUACGGCGAUCAUCUGUCAGGGACUCUAGGGACACCGUCAUGUCCACCCGAUCCCAUGAACCCCGAGCUCACGAACCACGAUCGCCAGAGCUGUCGCACAAGCGGAUAAGCACCCUCGAUACGAUGCACGAGAGUGACACCUAUUCGACUGCCACCGAGAGUAGCACUCUUUGGUGCGAGAUUUGUGAGACUGGCGGCCAUGACAUCCUGACAUGCACAAACAUGUUUGGCAAUGAUAGCGCCAAGAACUCCAAACCUAAUGCCAACCCCAUUAAAGAGGAAGAUGAAGAUGAUGAAGAAGCAGAAGAGAAGGCGCGGAGAGAGAAUGCCCAGGAGGACCUCAAGCCUCUUACACCCACCGGCGACGAGAUUCAACACCCAGCUGUUUUAACACCCGGCAUUCCCAAGGAGGAGCCCACGUCAGUUCCCGCAGUCAGGAUCACCCCCAACCCUCUGGAGUCAGGACCCGUGGCUGGUAAAGAGAGUGGUGUCUUGGAUCUCGAGAAGUGGUGCGCGAUAUGCGAGCGAGAUGGCCAUGACAGCGUGGAUUGCCCCUUUGAAGAUGCUUUCUAA